Messenger RNA from Owenia fusiformis, 857 nucleotides. The record is from the annotation of a GenBank genome assembly. Lineage: Eukaryota; Metazoa; Annelida; Polychaeta; Sabellida; Oweniidae.
GCUCCGUACACUUUCAUUUUUGAAAAUAAUAUUUUGAAAUUUUAGAUUAUUUAGAUUUACCAUGCCCUUAUUUGGCGGGAAUAAGUUUUCACCAAAGAAGACCACUCCAAGAAAGACUCCUUCUCUCUCUAACUUACACCUUGACUCUACUCAGCAACAGGAGGAAUUUGGAUUAGAUUUUGGACCAAUAAAAGUUAAUCUAGGGGGAAGCGAGGCUGUUUUUGAAGAUGGCCAAUGGAUAUCAGAUUCAUCUGGUGGGGGUGGUCGUGAUAUCAUAAAGAUGAAGAAACAAAACCAACAGCUUAUAGAGGAGAACAAUUUGCUCAAACUGAAGAUGGAUAUAUUACUGGACAUGUUAGCUGAAGCAACUGCAGAAACUCACCUUAAAGAGACUGAAAUUGACCAACUUAAAGACUUGGCCAGGAGAAAAAGAUGAUCUUUUAAAAAUGUCAUUAUGGUCUAUGUUUGUAACUUGAGUAGAUUUGAGUUAAGGUUGGCAGAGUGAAAGAAACUCUGACAUGACAUUAGUAUGCAUGCCUACAACUCUGACAUGACAUUAGACAACUCUGACAUGACAUCAACAUGAAGGCCUACAAGGAAAAGGUCCCAAUUAAAUUAACAAUCAGAGGCUCUGUAAUAUUCAUUCUACUUGGCUUAAGACUGAAGGGAAUGAACAUUCUUGUUCAUCCACUGACAUUUAUUAGUGCGAGGAAGUGAGACUUUAGUAACCAUAGUGACAUUUUAGGUGGGUUUUAUUAUACUGUUAUCAGUGUUCUCCCUCAAAAUAUUUUUCAACUGGGUGCAAUUUUUCAAGUCUGAAAAAAUCGGCACUCACUAUGCUCGCAAUAUCUUCAGGU